GUGUGUGCGGCAAAAGCUUUUUAUGGUGUUCCUUUUUAACUCGUCAGCGUCUGAAUCGUUGAUGUGUCCCUUUUCCGUUGUUGACGUUUGUUGCUCGCAGAAACGGGAAAUGGACCCUUAUCAUUUCCACAUUGAGAUUGCGGAGAAAACUGCGGAGCAACUCGCAACGAAUGCCGAACUACUGAAAGACUGCCAUGCCAACCUCGUUCCAUUCGCGGCCAAGUUCAUGGAGGACGAGAGGUUGCUCAGUCUUAACAAGCACGUCAAGAGCAUGGGCUUGGGCACCUACCUUGCUCAGGAGCACGGCAAGAGCCAGUACGGCAACAGGGUGACAAUCGUGCUGCCGGACACGGAAGGGAAAGGUGGCCGCGUCGAGUGCACCUGCAGAGUCCCUACCAGGUUCCACCACCUGUGCCAGGACGCCCUCGCGGUGUUGAAAUCAAUCGACAGGCUUGACUGCACGAGGGCGCUUAUUGAUAGCAGGUACACACUGGCUUCCUACAGGGUGCUCCACACCCACCCCGACUAUCCCGUCGUACUUCCGAUCUGGUCAGAGCUUUCCAAGGGCGACCUCCUGCCCCCGCGGCAGGUGACCCGGCAAGCUGGUGCUCCGAAGAAGCACCGUGCCCCCCGGCAGCGUUCCCGAUUCCCUGGUCGCAACGACAACUGCCAGCGCGGACGCGGCAACGUAGCCCAAGACGGAGGUGGUCGUGGCGGCGGGCCUGCCGCCGGGGGAGGGGGUGGUCGUGGCGGGGGCGGCAACUCUCGGCCCGUCCCGGUACAUGGGAUGGGCAGUGUUCGCAGCCACGUGGGAGACCUCAACGUCGGAGGUUCCGCGGGCGAGCGACCUACCGGGAGGUUGUGGGGGGGGCUCGCGGUUCAGCGCUACGGCUCGCAAGACGCUUCCGGCAACGACCACGCAGCGGGGGCGGGGGCCGGGUCAUGCGCUAUGCUGAGUCAAUCCCAAGGCUCCAUCGACCUUGUCGUAGCUCAAGUGGUUCGACUCGUAGCUCAAGUGGUUUGACUCGUCUUAGGGUUACGUAAAUUGGGCCUUUGAAUCUCUUCGUCGCACGUUGUCGGAGUCAAAUACGACGCUGUAGUCCGUGAAUGGCAGGGCGCAAGAGGUCGAANGGGGCCGGGUCAUGCGCUAUGCUGAGUCAAUCCCAAGGCUCCAUCGACCUUGUCGUAGCUCAAGUGGUUCGACUCGUAGCUCAAGUGGUUUGACUCGUCUUAGGGUUACGUAAAUUGGGCCUUUGAAUCUCUUCGUCGCACGUUGUCGGAGUCAAAUACGACGCUGUAGUCCGUGAAUGGCAGGGCGCAAGAGGUCGAAUGUGUGCAGAUUUGCGUAAAGCACCCGCGACGGCGGGGCGCGUGUUGUAGCGCCUAAUUUAUCGUGCCAGAUUCCAAAUGCUAUGCACAACAGACAAAGAUGAAUAGCGAAAUUGUCGAAUAAGCCACGCACGCAUAUGACUUCGACUUGGCUUGAAAAAUGGGUAGAACCGUCGAGCCCCAAGAGGAAGCUGUUGUGAAGGACGGUUAUCGUCAGCCAUGCGCACGCACGUACCUGCAAACCGCUUCUCACGAUAAUCGCGAAGAAGAGCGUUUGCGGAAGUGGCCCUUCACCCCAACAGACAGAUUCGCAACCGAAUAACUAAUCCACCGUAAACGCCCGUUACCCAAACGUGCACUUGUCAACGGGGGAGGAGGGUACAGUGCGUCGUGUAGAAACACAGAACGCAAGUGUUGGACGCGCCCCCAGACAUAGUUGCCGGUCCACGUCUGCACCGAUUAGUGGUGAUGUACACAGCGAAAAUAAAUUUGGCCACAAGCUUAACAUUUUGGACGCCAUGCGUUUACUGUGUUCUACUGCUGCACGAUGGCAACACUACGUGCGAAGAGUCUACUACAGUACCACACCGCCAAAGAAAGGUGUGUUUGGUGUUACCUCGGCAAGCAAACAUGCAUCUGCAGCAUUUAACUCUGUAUGGGUCGUUGUGCACAUUUGGAUGGCUUUCGGUGCGUGCGUGCACACAGAAUGUUGCACCACCUUCUGGCCUCGUGUCGCAGCUUCUACACGAUUCACUGGGGGGGGGGGUUACGGCUGUCUGCUGUGCAUAUAGCGGUGGGUACGUGUACAUAUAUCUAUGUCAUGUACGUCCACCUGUCGGAAAAAGUACCUUAGAACAUAGGUUGGGUUCAACCGAUGCAACACAUGAUAACAUAGAUAUGAUACAGGAUUGUUAUGGUGGUGGAGUUGAGUGAGGCUUGAGCCCCGAGUGCGUGGGUUUUGCGAACACAACAACCCUAACACCUACUACAUCAUCAAAACAAUGGCCCGCAAAACAAUUGCUUGCGUAGGACAUGGUCUCACAAGGUCAUCAACAGUCCAUAUUGUGAUCUGAUGUUGGCUGUGUAAGACGUCAGGCUUCUUCAGCGGAUGAGCCGAUGAAUAAUAACACCGCGAGCACGGGCAAGCGACAGGGAGGGUGAUUGAGUUGGACGCCGCUCCUGCGCUGCCGCUC
Molecule: messenger RNA, 2522 nt
Organism: Ectocarpus sp. CCAP 1310/34
Lineage: Eukaryota; Phaeophyceae; Ectocarpales; Ectocarpaceae
Source: the annotation of a GenBank genome assembly